This is a messenger RNA of Python bivittatus (Burmese python), 3765 nucleotides long. The record is from RefSeq and is a predicted model, not a curated record. NCBI's taxonomy places the organism in Eukaryota, Metazoa, Chordata, Lepidosauria, Squamata, Pythonidae.
UUGGCAGAUGCGGGGGUCUGGGGACCGUGGUGCUCGGCCCCGCUCGGAGUCGGGGCGCCGGACACCCGCCCCUCGACGAUUGCGCCCCGGGGGCGACGGCAAGGGAGUCCGCCCCCCCGGUUAGUCAGGGUCGCUUCUGAGUCAGGGCGCGCGGUUUGGGCCCCGGCUGCGCCUGAGCGACCCUGUCGGGCGAUCGGGACAUCUUUCGUGCUAGCUGGGCCGUGACUUGAGCUCUCCGAGCCGGUCCUUUUCCCUCUCUCUCCUCUUUUUCUUAGUGGUCCUGUGUUGUUGUUUUUUCCCCCGAUGGUAAGGCUAAACCGUUUUUGGUUCAUUGCAAGGCGCCCAGAAUCUCAGUGUUCAAGUUGGGUAGCCGCAUAUGUUUCUUAAAUAAAUAAAUAAAAAUAAAUAAAUAAACGUUGGAUCUGGUGUGUUUUAGGGGCCUGGGAGCUUUUCUGUCUAACAAGGGCUGUAAAAAUGAAUGAAUAAUGCAAAUAGCAAGUAAUUGGGAAUAUAGAUUCACAUGUUUGGUGGGGAUAAGAUAUUGUUAUCCUGUCCUACUGAAUUUGAUAAGGUAAUCCUUUGACGUACAGAGGUGUGAUGUUCUUCUGGAAGUGAUUCUUCUUUAUAACCUGUAACAAUUGCUCAUAAGGUAGGCAUUCAGCAAGGCCAAGUUUCUCUGCAUUCCUAAGUGUCACCUGCUGUUUUUCCUUUUGUGUAUGCAGCUGUGAAAGCACAGAAGCCUUAUGUUCAGUAAGAUGUGUAGGCUUAGCAUGCCUAUUUUGGAUCUUUGGAGAGUGAUAAAACUGCAAAAGGUUGUGCUCUGAGAAUGGUCUAGUUUGCUGUGAUUUUCAGAGGGGAUAUCUGAGAACUGCAAAUGGGACUGGGGAAACACAGAUGAAUCAAUGCUUAGUUACCCACGUUAAAGGGGUCUUUCUGUUUUAGGAAGAAAAAGCUGUGAAGGUAAGGAAGAAUUGGGAUUGUAGUAGCGGUGCAAAUUUUGGAACUAGGAUAGUGGAGGUGGCCAUCUGAUCUUGCAUUGAAUAGGAUCAGAAGUACAAUGAAAAUGUUAGGCAGUGGUUUGAAAAGCUCUUGUGUAGGUAAUCCCUCUGUCCAUCUCUUCUUUCUCUUUCUCCAGCUCUUCUCAGUCUAAGCCACCGCUGCGCUUACUACAAUGGGGCUCUGUAAAUGCCCCAAGAGGAAGGUCACGAACCUGUUCUGUUUUGAGCAUCGAGUGAACGUCUGUGAGAACUGUAUUGUUGCUAAUCAUGCCAAGUGCAUUGUCCAGUCGUACCUGCAGUGGCUUCAAGACAGUGAUUACAAUCCCAACUGCCGUUUGUGUAAUACUCUUCUUUCCAACAAAGAGACGGUUCGGCUUGUGUGUUAUGAUCUCUUUCACUGGUCCUGCCUCAACGAGAUGGCCAAUCAGCUGCCGCAGAACACGGCCCCCGCUGGCUAUCAGUGCCCCUCUUGCCAGGGGCCGGUCUUCCCUCCCACCAACUUGGUCAGCCCUGUUGCGUCUGUCCUCCGAGAGAAGCUCUCAACCGUCAACUGGGCUCGGGCUGGGCUCAGGCUUCCCCUGAUUGAUGAAGUGGAAGCCGCUCAAGACACAGAUUCUCACCACGCCACUGAGUGCAGUGACUGGUCCAGUUUCACAGUCCUCAACUCAGAAGAAGCUGUCCCACAGGAUUCAGUCUCCUCGUUUGCCUACAGCCCUAGUUGCAAUUUCCAGUCUCUGCAGCAGCAGCAGCAAAACCUGAAGAAUGGUGGGGUUGCAGAACAGCACACGGUUGUCAGCAUGAAUGAUGGGGGUAGAGACCCUGUCACCAUCAAUGCAGCCUCCUCCCCACGGAAAAUUUAUGAUACCCGGGAAGGGGGGUUUGGCAGGGACUCAAGCGCCACCAUUGACUUUGAUGAGGACAAAUAUCGGCGGCGGCCCACGCUGAACUGGCUGGCACAGCUGCUCAAGAACCGCUUUGGUGCCCGAAAGCAGCCACGCUCUUUAAUGCAGAGGUUUGUCAUUUUCCUCCUGAUCGGCGGGAUCGGCUUUCUCACACUUGUCAUCAUCAUGAUGAAGCUGGGGCGGGCCUCGGCCGACAACGACCCCAGUCUGGACCCCAAGUUCAACCCACAUAUCCGAGUGGGACAGUAAUGAGCAAGGCCAGCCUGUCCUUUGUCACGUGGCCCCAUACCCCAUUCUCGGCUCUUCCUCUCCGCAGUUCCUUGGCAAAAUUGGACCCGAGAGGGAGACCUGGGGUUGCAACUGCUGGGUGUCAGUGAGUUUCCCAGCCUGGAUGAACAAGGCUGUUGGGACACCUUCAAAGCUUGGAUGAAGGUAUGCUGGUUAAAAGAUGGCCCUCCAUCUCAUUCUCCUCCUCCUCUGUUCUGCCAAUCAGGUGGGAGUUGAAAAAUAAUGCCUUUUGUUGCCCCAAAGGGCAGUUUUAUUCAGAAAUGCCAGGCGGGCAGUUGAGGGGCAGAAUUAAACUGGCAACUUUAAAGAGAAAAAUUGCCCCCCCUCUAUUUGUCUUCUCUUGCUGCUACUCAAUAAGUUUGUGGGCAAAAGAAGUCCUUGUCUCUUAUCACAACCCAUCUAUCACUGCAGCCUUGCAGAGGAGAUGUCCUGUGGGGCUUUCCCUGGGGCUAGUGGUUUCUCCAUUGCUCUGUUUUCAUUCUUGGAUGGAUGUUUGAGACUGUAAUGAUCUACUGGGAGUCAGGUGCCUGUUUUGCUCGGUCCAUUGCCACCCAACCUGUAAAAAUUUUUAUAAAAGAGUGGGGCCAAGUUUACGGAUUUCUAGUUCAAGUAAUAGGGCCUCUGACCCUAAAUCUAUUUUGAUGCUUGUGCACAGCCGCCUUUGGUUGCAAGAAUACCAGAGCUUCACCCCCAAAAGGGAGCUUUGUCUAAGCUGGAGCAAGACCUGCCCACACCCCUCCUCAGUACUUUUCUUUCACACCCCUACAUUCCAGCCUAUCUCUGCUGCUUUGUCUGCACAAGGCAGCUGGGGCAUGGGGGGAGGAAACAGGCUUCUUCCCCCUUUCUCUGUAAUCGGAAAGAAAUGGGAAGGACGACAGCUGUCCGUCUUUGAGAUCCCCGUGACAGGUGUCUUCUAGGCGUUGGUGCUUGGGGCCCAUUUUGUAGGACCAAAUGCUGGAACCACAGUGCUUCUCUUGGUGGUGAUUUGAUUGGCAGAUGGUCCAGCUGCUCUGGCCAUGAGAGGUGGAUGGUUCCUCAGCGCUUAGGUUUUGCAGUGCUUUACUCAAUAGGCCAGACGCUUCACAUCAAAAAUGAAGGCCUGAGCAGACCCAUGUCCUUGUGCCCCACUCUUCCUGGUGGUCCUCUUGGUUCUAGAGAGCCCUCUGCCUUCCAGGUUCACCUUCAGCAACAUUCCCCACCCCCAGAUUCAAACAGUUUCUUGGGAGGGGUGGCAGCAACCAUGUCUUCUCCAGAACCACCUUACUUGCAGAUCUGUUAAGUCAAUAGCUUCACUAAAAGUGGCAGCCCCAAUCGGUUUGAAGGGCAUCUGGUGAAAAAAAAGGCUUCUCUCGUCCCUGAUCUUCAAUCAAGAAGGAUGAGGCAAGGCACCUCUUCCCACAAUCCUUUGCAGGAGCCUGUGUUUGGGAAGGAUUGGGCUGGUGAAACUCUGGUAAAUGACCUGUGAGGUUUAUGUCCUCCACGUGCUUUGGAUGUAGGAAUGGUGAGUGUGCAAAGCUCUGGCACAUUGAAGCAAUAGAGAUAUUUGUUAAUAUUCUAUUAAACUCUCUUGGCUGAUC